Mesorhabditis spiculigera is the source of this 2106-nucleotide messenger RNA. Lineage: Eukaryota; Metazoa; Nematoda; Chromadorea; Rhabditida; Rhabditidae. The record is from the annotation of a GenBank genome assembly.
AUGGGCAAAAAGUAUGGAUUUUCUAAGAAAGGGAAGAGCUCGUCGGCCACCUCCCACCGAGCACUGACCAAGCAGCCUGAUUGGCAUCGCGGUGCUGUUCCCAUGGAAGGGCCUCUGUCAAAAUGGACGAAUGUCGUGCAGGGAUGGCAGUACAGAUGGUUCGUGCUGACCGAAGAUGCGAUAAUUUAUUAUACAUCGAGAGAUAAGAUGCUGAAACGCCAGCAGCGCGGCUGUAUGAGGUUACGCGGAGCCAUCGUUGGUAUAGAUGGCGAAAACGAGAGCCUCUUCACGUUGACCCAAGAUGGCAAAGUAUUUCACUUGCAGGGUCGCGAUGAGAAAGAGCGGAACGAAUGGGUAAAAUCGCUGGACGCGGCGAUUCGACAUUGUAGCGGAUAUCCACCACCAGGUGCCGGCAAGAAGUCGCGUUCGAUGAGCAAGCCGGACACGACCCACGACGGACUACGCCAGAAGAUCUCCGAGGCCGACUCGCUGAUGGCCAAAUUUGCUCAACAGCUCAAAGACAUCUCACCGGCACGCGAGCGACUCAACGAGACUGAAAAAGCCUCAUUUGACGAGCUGCUGUCAACGGGGACUCGGCUUGUCGAUACGAUAAAGCAUUCCGUGAUCCUCGUCCAAAUGUCGAGGAAUCAAAUCGAGCUCGACCCCGGUUCAAGGCUGCCAUCUUCAUUUUCAAAUAAUGAGGCAGAAAAAGGGGCAACACCAAGCCAUCUUCAAGUCAAGGUCCCGCCGAUCAGCUACAGCUCCAGCGACGACGAGUUCUACGAUGCCCAGGAUAACGAGGAGGAGGAGGAGAGCGACAAUGAGGACGAUUUUGCUAGGGAAGAACCCAAUCGCGAGACAGCCUCCAUUGCCACGCUCACCACCACCAACCCACGAACAUCAAAGGCGGCGGUUGACGAGCUCGACAAAUACGACUUUGGCGAUGAUCACGAGGAUUUCGACGAGAUCUACGACAACGCCGAGGAGCACGACAUUGGGAAUGUGCAACAGGAGCACGGAUCGGUGCUUGUCCACCUUCUCUCCCAAGUGUCAGUUGGCAUGGAUCUGACAAAAGUGACGCUGCCGACCUUCAUCCUGGAGCGCCGCUCGCUCCUCGAAAUGUACGCCGACUUCUUCGCCCAUCCGGACGCGUUCGUGUCGACCAGCGGCCUGGAGAGCGCCGAAAAACGUUUUGUCGCCGUCGUUCGCUACUACCUGAACGCAUUCUACGCUGCCCGAAAGAGUGGUGUCGCCAAGAAGCCGUACAAUCCGAUCUUGGGAGAAACUUUCAGGUGCCGAUAUAAAGUGCCGCAACUCGAGGGGGGUGGUGGGAAGACGGCCAGGGGCCCCUUCCCCGGCUCCGACGACAAUCACUUGACGUUUAUUGCUGAACAGGUAUCCCAUCACCCGCCAGUGUCCGCGUUCUAUGCUGAACAUCCGGGACGUCGUGUCUCUUUCCAUGGCCACAUCUGGACGAAGAGCAGCUUCCUCGGUCUUUCUAUUGGUGUGGCAAAUAUCGGCUCGGGCACGGUAAUCCUGCACGAAUACGACGAGGAAUACACGGUCACCUUCCCCAGCGGCUACGGGCGCUCCAUCAUGAGCACGCCGUGGGUUGAAUUGGGUGGAAAGGUGAAGAUCAUUUGCGAGAAGACUGGCUACUACGCGGACAUUGAAUUCUUGACAAAGCCGUUCUUUGGUGGCAAGCCCCAUCGCAUCCAAGGCAACGUCUACCACGAGGGCGGCAAGAAGCCCAUCUUGACCAUCAAGGGCGAGUGGAACUCGGUGAUGUUUGCCAAGCCCGUUCACGGCGACGAGUACGUGUUCAUCGACGUCAAGGCCGAGCCGGAGGUCAAGAAGGAGUGCGUGCCGGUGAUGCAGCAGGGCGAGCGGGAGAGCCGACGGUUGUGGCGGCACGUGACGGCUGGACUGCUUCGGAACCGCAUCAACGUGGCCACGACGGCCAAGCGCAUGAUUGAAGAACGCCAGCGGCGAGAGGCCAAGGAACGCACGCAGCGCGGCGAGACCUGGAAGUCAUCCCUGUUCGAGAAGGUCGGCGACCGUUGGGUGUUCCGCGACUCGCUCGAAGACCGCAAACCCACCGAAGCU